AUCGUACAAGCGGCCCAGUGCAUUGCACACGGCAGUGUGCUUGGCCCCGGGAUGGCUCGUAGGUCAGUGGUUUGUUGUCGCUGGUUCAAGUGUCGUAGUCCCCUGUAUGGUUUACAGUCAUGCCGUGGAUGAGGAUGUUUUGGUCGGUGAGGGACCGCAUGGACCGCAUGAGGCCCUAAAAGACACACUUGUAUGAUGGAAUUUUAUCUGAUUCUGUAGAUCAGAUUUCUUUAUUCAGAAUAUUUCUUAUGCAAGUAGUUUUGACUGCUAAAGGUAGAAAACUUCAACUACAGAAGAAUUCAUUUCAAUAUCGUCUAUGAGAAUCCUGAUUUGCUUUUGAUUUUUUAUAAUCUUUUUUAUUUACGUUAUGAACAAGCAAAGAACUUACCGCUUUAGACAACUCCACAUUAAUAAGAAUGCCUAGAAAAGGAUUGAUACUUCAGACUCGGACCCACUGGCUAUUAUUGGGUCUUGCUUUGCUCUGCAGCUUGGUAUUACUCUUGUACCUUCUGGAAUGUGCCCCCCAGACUGAUGGAAAUGCAUCUCUUCCUGGUGUUAUUGGGGAAAAUUAUGGCAAAGAAUAUUAUCAAGCCCUCUUACAGGAGCAAGAAGAACAUUAUCAGACUAAGGCAACAAGUCUGAAACGGCAAAUUGCCCAACUGAAACAAGAAUUACAGGAAAUGAGUGAGAAGAUGAAAUCAAUCCAAGAGAGAAAGAAUAUAGGAGCUAAUGGCAUCAGCUAUCAGGGCAAUAAAGAACAAGCCCCUAGUGAUCUUUUGGAAUUUCUUCAUUCCCAAAUUGACAAAGCUGAAGUUAGCAUAGGAACCAAACUACCUAGUGAGUAUGGGGUCAUUCCCUUUGAAAGUUUUACAUUAAUGAAAGUAUUCCAAUUGGAAAUGGGCCUCACUCGCCAUCCUGAGGAAAAGCCAGUUAGAAAAGAUAAGCGAGAUGAAUUGGUGGAAGUUAUUGAAGCUGGCCUAGAGGUCAUUAAUAAUCCUGAUGAAGAUGAUGAGCAGGAAGAUGAGGAUGGUCCCCUUGGAGAGAAACUGAUAUUUAGUGAAAAUGACUUCAUAGAAGGUUAUUAUCGCACUGAGAGAGAUAAGGGCACACAGUAUGAACUCUUUUUUAAGAAACCAGACCUUAUGGAAUAUAGACAUGUCACCCUCUUCCGCCCAUUUGGACCGCUUAUGAAAGUAAAGAAUGAGAUGAUUGACAUCACUAGAUCAAUCAUUAAUAUCAUUGUGCCACUUGCUGAAAGAACUGAUACAUUUGCACAGUUCAUGCAGAACUUCAGGGAUGUAUGUAUUCAUCAGGACAAGCGAAUUCAUCUCACUGUGGUGUAUUUUGGUAAAGAAGGAUUGGCUAAAGUCAAGUCUAUACUAGAAUCCAUCGCAAGUGAGUCUAAUUUUCACAAUUACACGUUGGUCUCAUUGAAUGAAGAAUUUAAUCGUGGACGAGGACUAAAUGUGGGUGCCCAAGCUUGGGACAAGGGAGAGGUCUUGAUGUUUUUCUGUGAUGUUGAUAUAUAUUUCUCAGCCGAAUUCCUUAACAGCUGCCGGUUAAAUGCUGAGCCAGGUAAGAAGGUGUUUUACCCCGUGGUGUUCAGUCUCUACAAUCCUGCCAUCGUUUAUGCCAAUCAGGAUGUGCCACCACCCGUGGAACAGCAGCUGGUUCACAAAAAGGAUUCUGGCUUUUGGCGAGACUUUGGCUUUGGGAUGACUUGUCAGUAUCGAUCAGAUUUCCUUUCCAUUGGUGGAUUUGACAUGGAAGUAAAAGGUUGGGGUGGAGAAGAUGUUCAUCUUUAUCGAAAAUACUUACACGGCGAACUGAUUGUGAUUCGGACUCCAGUUCCUGGUCUCUUCCACCUCUGGCAUGAGAAGCACUGUGCUGAUGAGCUGACCCCCGAACAGUACCGUAUGUGCAUCCAGUCCAAAGCCAUGAAUGAGGCAUCACACUCACACCUGGGAAUGCUGGUCUUCAGGGAGGAGAUAGAGACUCAUCUUCACAAACAGGCAUACAGAACAAAUAGUGAAGCUGCUGGUUAACAUAAUCGACACUUUAUGCUGAACCACAAACCAGCACUAUUUACUUAGCCUUAAUCCCAGUUCCAGAUUCAGUGCCUCUUUCAGAAACAACAUACUUAUUUUUUAUGGGUUUUGACAGCAGUUUAACUUGACAUGAGGGGAAAAAGCAAGUGUUUCAAUGCAGAGCUUGUUUGUGAGAAUAAAAUGCUAUGGAAUCAUUGGCAAAUCAAACUCUGCUAUUUAGUCCAAAGGUAGUUUUUUUUGUUGUUUUUUUUUUGUUUUUUUGGAGGUUCUUGUCAUUUUUUUUCUUUCUUUUUUUAAUUGAAUCACCAUGAGAUACAUUUACAAAGCUUUCAAGAUUGAGUUUCAGUCAUAUAAUGAUCGAACACCCAUCCAGUGCACGUUUUUCACCACCAAUGUCCCCAGUAUCCAUCCCAUGACCCCCACGCCAUCCCAUCCCCUGCCUCUGGCAGGCACCUUCCAUCUUACUCUCUCUACUUUCCAAAAGUAGUUUUAAGUUAGUGCUAACAUGGUACCCAUGUGUUGAUGUAUCCUUGUUGCCUCUGGGCUUCGUGAUGGAGUGUGUUGAUCAUGCUGAUACCUGAUCAGGGAGUGUCUCCUUGCAGAAAGGAAUGGAUGGAAUAUAUGGAAAAGGGCUUUUCAUCUUCUGACCACUGAGCUAACCUGCUUGUUUGUUUUUUAAUGAAGAUAUUUAGUUGCUUGAAGAAUUCCUGUUUACUGAAGCACAGAUAAUUAAAUAUCAUACCUGAAAUCCCAGUCAGUUGAGAAGACAAAUAUCUUUCAGUGUUGUUCAGAAUAUCUUUUUAAACAAAUGAGUAAUAGUACACGACACUUUAGGUUAUGAUCUAUGACUUGUUUAGAAAUACAGUGUGUUGUUACUUUAUCAUGUUCAGAAUUAAUCAAAUUUGCUGUAGACUAUUUUGAAAAAAAAAUAAUCCUGGAAAUGUCUUUAAAUGAGCAUUUAAUUAUGUUAGAGCACAGUACACUCAUGUCUGGAGUACACAGAUGUCUGGAGAAAGUGUAUGGGAACUAGGGCUACCUCAGGGUCAUCUUGUGGUAGCUCAAAAUAGCUGAGCAUAGCAUGUGGGUGUGGGUGUGGGUGUGUGUGUGCGUAUGUGUGUGUGGUGUGUUUUCUGCUCUGUAUUUUUUCACUUUGCAUGGACCCAUAUGUGUUUUUAUUAUUAUUAUGUAUUGCAUCAUUAAAAUAUUUUCAGUUGAGAGUUUGGCCCAAGGAGAAAAAUACUGAGGCAUACCAUAGUAUCAUGUGAUCUGAGAAAAGAAUAGAGGAAGAUCUGGUUGAAAAUCUGAAUUACAGAAUAUUUUAGAGAAAUAUGCUACUUGCAGAUAAAAUGUUUUCAUUGAGAUAGGACCUAGGUACAAGACAAAUAAAUUAUAUUCAAGUAAAAUUCUGUUAUUUAUUACACAUGGAUCUUUUACCAUAGGUAGGGUCAGUUGCUAAGCCCAGAAAUUGGAGAUAAAGCAUGCGGACAUUCUUUCACUUUUGAAAGGGAUCUAUAUUGAAUUAUUGUACAUAAACAUUAUCCACACCCCCCAAAAAAACUCACAGAAGAAAAAUUAUUAACUCUUUUACCUCUGUAAAUCAAUUGCUGAAAGUAUUAUAAAUUCCAAAUU
Messenger RNA from Sorex araneus (European shrew), 3677 nucleotides. It is a transcript of the gene CSGALNACT2, whose product is annotated as chondroitin sulfate N-acetylgalactosaminyltransferase 2. The coding region runs from base 417 to 2045 and encodes 542 amino acids. NCBI's taxonomy places the organism in Eukaryota, Metazoa, Chordata, Mammalia, Eulipotyphla, Soricidae. The transcript has 8 exons. The record is from RefSeq and is a predicted model, not a curated record. Gene Ontology annotation, cellular component: Golgi cisterna membrane. Gene Ontology annotation, molecular function: glucuronosyl-N-acetylgalactosaminyl-proteoglycan 4-beta-N-acetylgalactosaminyltransferase activity.